AUGCGCAUUUCAGAAUAUGGCCCCACCACGUAAACAAUGCAGCUCAGCGCAGCGGUGAAGCGCCGCCACAUCGGACUCCAGCAGUUAGAGACCAUAGCUGCCACCACACAUGGCUUUCUGGGUCCCAACAAACGACCCAAGUUGUUCCAGGAUGAAGAUGCCGGCGAUGCGAUGUUGGUUUGCUCCUGUUCACAUCUGCUUGAGUGUAUCGAGCUGGACGGCUCAGUCGGACAGCUGCUGCUGCAGACGGUACAGGCCCAGCAGAAGCUCUUCCACUCCAGGACGGCCGCGCUGGUGUUUCUGGCUGGAGUCUGGAGUAGAGUUGCAUUAGAGUGUCUAAACAGAGGAAUAACUGUGUUGGAUAUCAAAACAGCCAUGAGGAAAGGACUGGAGGUGUGUUUGGAGGUAUGCAAACAAUCGGCUCUAAGUGUGGAAGAAGUUUCUCGCCAGAAACUAAAGGACUUUUUAAAAGAACGCAAGUUGCAAUCCAAAAACACAGAAAAUGCACAAAACAGAUCUUUGGAUAUUCAAAAACUGGUCACGUGCCUCAUUCCAGGCCUGUCUGAGGAGUUUCAUGGCUUUGUCACGUUGCUCACAGUCGAACAGGCCUCUGUGGUUCGACGCCUUCAGGGUCAGGCAUUAAAUAUCGCUUUGGUGAAUGGCGAUUUGUGCAAGAAGUAUCGCCACGUGGGUUUUAACAAGCCUGGGAAUGUCAUGCACAUCACGGAUCGCGCUAACAUGUCUGGCGUGAGUCUGGAAGAGCUUUUGAUUGAGGAUGCAUUAAGAAAACUGCAUGAAUUCAGCAUAGAUGUUGUGCUUGUGAGCAGCAUGGCUGGUGUGAAACUCAAAGAUCGAGUUCUUGGUACAAACGUCCUGGUUAUUGAAGGUGUUAAAAGCAGUGUUUUGAAGGACUUCAGCACAUGCACAGGCGCUCUUCUGAUUUCGUACGUCACACAGAUUGACGAGAACUGCGUGGGACAGGGAGUUACAGUCAGUCAACAGAGAGAUUUCAGUAGAAAAAAGGAUUUCGUCGCGGUCAGCAUUGUGACUGCAAGCACGUCUCUGGUCACGGCGGUCAUAAGCAGCUCUGUAUCUGCUAAACUGCAAAGCUUGGAGGAUCAGUUUUGGAGCUGCGCUCAUCGGUUGCACCAAGCUCUUGCAGAUGGGAAGUUGCUGCAUGGCGCAGGAACCACCGAACUCCUUUGCAUCCAGCAGCUUCAUCAAUCUAAACAGACAGAGAUGGAAAACCCACAGGAGAGUGUGGUGCUGGAGCUGAUGGCCGAAGCCUGGAUGGAUUAUGUCUCCACUUUGAUGAUGAACAGCAGGUCGGUGGGGUCUAAAGCAGAGGCUUGGACGGCUAUUGCACAUCAGAUGAGACUUUAUAAAGAUGGAGAAGCCAUAUCGCGGGAUGCAGAUGGAGCUGGUGUAUAUGAUAACGUAACUGUGAAGUCUGAAGCCUGGAGGAGAGCUCUUGAUCUGGUGUUUCUGGUGCUUCAGUCUGACACCGAGAUCAUUACAGGUGUCAGUGAAGGAGAAAAUGUUUACAGGGAGCUCAUGUAUCUUUGAUA
Molecule: messenger RNA, 1568 nt
Organism: Sinocyclocheilus anshuiensis
Lineage: Eukaryota; Metazoa; Chordata; Actinopteri; Cypriniformes; Cyprinidae
Product: Bardet-Biedl syndrome 12 protein-like
Exons: 3
Coding region: 37-1566 (509 amino acids)
Biological process (GO): photoreceptor cell maintenance; chaperone-mediated protein complex assembly
Molecular function (GO): ATP binding
Source: RefSeq, a predicted model, not a curated record